CUGUAAACGAGGAAGGAAAGCAGACCACUACUCACUCCUGACCUACCACCGCUACGAAGCAGUCAACGUGAUAUCGUCAUGGCGUUCCUACUGAAACGGCUGUCGAACAAUCAGAUACUGGUGCACAUCUUGGCAACGUUAUUUGGAAUUGGUACGUGGCUGCCGGUAAAUGGAAUGUACGUCCAGUUGCCACUGCUCGUCCAGACACAGCCAGAAGGAUGGAACCUGCCCUCGUACAUUUCUAUCAUCGUACAAAUUGCAAACAUUGGGCCCAUCCUGUACGGACUGUCGCAGAAAUUUCUCCCAGGGAAGUUGAGAGAUAGCUUCAUUAUUUACGGUACACUAACAACGGGUACUAUUGCACUCUUGCUGAUGGCACUGCUGUAUAGGGAGACGACGUACUUUGGGGCUGAGGAACACAGCACACCCUUCUUGGUACUGACGUUUUUUUGUGCUCUUGUUGGCUGCACCAGCCUCGUGCUCUUCAUGCCAUUCAUGAGGAACUACAAAGAAAUAUAUCUUAUAUCUUACUUCGUCGGAGAGGGCCUCAGUGGUUUUUUGCCAAGUGUGCUCGCCCUUAUACAAGGUGUUGGAGGCAACCCAACGUGUGUGAACCAAACCGUCGUAAAUACUACUAAUCCUGACGAUUCCUAUACCGUACUCGUGUCGCACAUACUGUCACCUAAUUUUUCAACCACUGUCUUCGUCCUAAUCAUGUUCGCAAUCCUCGUCAUCAGCACCGUCUCUUUCGCACUUUUAAACAACCUGAAAAGCUGUAAGGCUGAGAGAGUUAAAUCACAAAUGGUGCCAUGUAAAGUUUCCACCAGGGACGACAACGCUUCAGAAGCAUCGAGCGACCAGACAGAGGGGCACGGCCUGCCGCUUUCCCGCUGUACCUACGGCUAUUUGAUGGUGCUAGUGUCCAUAGUGGCUGCGUUCGGACACGGAGUGUUUCCCAGCAUCCAGUCGUACUCCUGCCUACCGUACGGCAAUGUCGCCUACCAUCUGGCGGUAACUCUGUCCGCCAUUGCGAACCCACUGGCGUGCUUCGUACAGUUCUUCCUGCCGAGGACCUCAGUGAGAGCGAUAUCUGGAAUCGCAGCGGUGAGCGCCGUUUUCGCCGCCUACGUCGUCGUCACAGCACUCAUGAGUCCGGCACCACCUCUGGUUGGCCACACGAUUGGUGAAUUCCUCGUGGUCAUAUCGUGGAUAAUCUUCACCGGCGGAAUUUCGUACAUCAAGAUGGCGAUAGCGUCCAUUUUCCGGUCAGAAGGAGGCCGCAGUCUGUUCUGGUGUGGCGCCGUGCAGCAGCUCGGCUCUGCCACAGCCUCUGUGGUCACUUUCAGCGUUGUGAACUACGCUGACAUCUUCCACUCAUACACGCCAUGCUGAACUACUGUAUGGGCAGUGUCUUGCCCAGUGAAUAAACGUGUCACAAUGCUGUGAAACUGCAAAUAAUGGUUAAAGCUAGAAAUAAAUCUCCAUACUACAUAUAUUCUGACAUUUAAAAUACAUAAUAUGCAGAGUGCUGUAAAAGACUCAAUAUUACUGCAUAAAAUUCGUUGGGGUAAGAAAACGAACAAGAAGUAGCGCACAGUGUGACCUAAAAGGUUGUGGAUAUGAAACGCUUUCGCAUGCCUUCAUUUCGCAUGCCUAGCCUCCUAAAUGCUGUCAGCUCCACAUAUUAGAAUCUCCGCAGCUUAUCUGUUUUCACUAGUAUUGACCAAGUUUGUUUUGUUUGUUUUCUGUAGUUCAGCUUUACAACAUAUUACAAUAACCUACAACUAAUUAGGGAUAUUUAACACAAUGUAUAUUUUAAUACGGUUGGGUGCUGAUCAUUUACAGAUGAGACUGUAUGAUGGCAAAAACACUUAAUUUACAAAAAGAAGUAAUCAUGUAUUUAUUUUACACUGCAUAAACCACAAGCUGUGAAAUGGAAAUGAAAUAAGAGAAGGAGUAAAGAAGAAACUAUUUUACUUCCUAUUAAAUUUAGUUUUACUUCCUAUUAAAGAUUAUAUAUCUGGGUAAGUUGUCGAAGAAUUUACGUGCAUUGUUAUUCACUUCCUCCUGAAUUAGUCAGUUCUAAGCACCAGUACUGACAGUCGUUUUAUUACCAAGUACUGAAAGUAUGGACAUCAUACACA
Molecule: messenger RNA, 2144 nt
Organism: Schistocerca americana (American grasshopper)
Lineage: Eukaryota; Metazoa; Arthropoda; Insecta; Orthoptera; Acrididae
Product: solute carrier family 52, riboflavin transporter, member 3-A-like
Exons: 2
Coding region: 79-1392 (437 amino acids)
Biological process (GO): riboflavin transport
Cellular component (GO): plasma membrane
Molecular function (GO): riboflavin transmembrane transporter activity
Source: RefSeq, a predicted model, not a curated record